AUGUUUGCCAGAUUAAUCAAUGGCCAGGGAAGAACCCAUGGUAUUACAGGGAUGAGACACUUGAGUUGUGGCAGAGCAAUCUAUCAGAAGUCGAACAGCACACCUAUUUUUGAUCACACUCAAUUGAAUCCUAUCAGUAAGAACAGUAAGAAAACCAAUUCUUUGCAAAUGAUGGGUUCUACUACAAGCACAGAAACUGAUAGCAGUACCACUACUGGUGGGUUCAAAUACGCUUUCAAUCCAAGAGAAGAUGCAAUGGAUUCAAAACUGACAGGUGUGCUGGCCGGCAGAACCGUCGACGUUUACAAUAACGACAUUGCUAGUGCAUUUAGACAACUGAGUUCUAAACUAACUGCAAACAACAUUGCAGUCGAUAGAAGAACACAAAGAUUCUACAUGAAACCAGGUAAGGUGGCCGAACUCAAGAAAUCCCAAAGACAUAGAAGAGAGUUCAUGAUGGGCUUCAAGAGAUUGAUGGAUAUAGUUAAAGAUGCAAAGAGAAAAGGCUACUAG
Messenger RNA from Vanderwaltozyma polyspora DSM 70294, 513 nucleotides. It is a transcript of the gene MRP21, whose product is annotated as mitochondrial 37S ribosomal protein bS21m. The record is from RefSeq and is a predicted model, not a curated record. The transcript has a single exon. Gene Ontology annotation, biological process: mitochondrial translational initiation; translation. The coding region runs from base 1 to 513 and encodes 170 amino acids. Gene Ontology annotation, molecular function: structural constituent of ribosome. Gene Ontology annotation, cellular component: ribosome; mitochondrial small ribosomal subunit. Lineage: Eukaryota; Fungi; Ascomycota; Saccharomycetes; Saccharomycetales; Saccharomycetaceae.